AUGGAAUUAGCGGAUGUCGUCGAGCUGCAAGCAAACGACAUCGAAGGAGCGGUCGAACCGGACGACGAGUACUUUGUCAAUGGUGUCUCUGAUUAUGGAGUCCACUUCUUGCUUCUUCCUCAAUGGGAGGCAAUAACAUUGGGAUUUCAACACUAUGUUUUGGCACUAGGGACAGCUGUGAUUAUUCCUUCCUUUCUUGUUCCUUUGAUGGGAACUGAUGAACCCGAGUUGAAGAAACAAAUUGAAUUUGAAUCACACGCAAAAGAGAUGGAAUUAAAGAAACCCAAAGAAAGAGCAGCUGAUCCAGUGCUUAGGAAGAUUGGACAAUACGAGCCUGCGGCACUAAAAGAUAGCAUUUCAAGAGUGGGACCCUACAGAAGACAACCUUCACUACCCCCUGUUCUCCCACGAGUGAGUCCAGAGCUUCUUCCUAUGUCUCCAUCAAUAGUAGCUGAUCCAGGCCUGGACCUUCAAAACUUUCUCAAGAUGGGUUGCCCACUUCCAGCUUCUUUCUUGAUCUUCACAUUUGUAAGUUCUGUGGGUGAAUAUGAUGCUCCAUUUGUUUGA
Molecule: messenger RNA, 567 nt
Organism: Fraxinus pennsylvanica
Lineage: Eukaryota; Viridiplantae; Streptophyta; Magnoliopsida; Lamiales; Oleaceae
Source: the annotation of a GenBank genome assembly